Messenger RNA from Salarias fasciatus (jewelled blenny), 3807 nucleotides. RefSeq names its product non-SMC condensin II complex, subunit G2 (gene ncapg2). Gene Ontology annotation, cellular component: nucleus; condensin complex. The record is from RefSeq and is a predicted model, not a curated record. Gene Ontology annotation, biological process: mitotic sister chromatid segregation. The transcript has 27 exons. NCBI's taxonomy places the organism in Eukaryota, Metazoa, Chordata, Actinopteri, Blenniiformes, Blenniidae. The coding region runs from base 77 to 3484 and encodes 1135 amino acids.
UCGCUGUGUCUGCCGCUGACAUUCGGUUUAUCGCUACUUAACAAGAAGAUAAACAAAAAGCAACUAUAAAGGAAUCAUGUCCAAACGGGAGGCGUUUUUGGAAGCCGCAUGUAAAGAAAAUGUGGAGGACUUUCUUCGGUAUAUCCAACUUCACAACGACAAAACCGAUCCCUUCGAUGUGGAGGAGGUGGUGCAGGAGAUGCCCAGAGGCCAGAAGAGCGACCUGUGGGGGAGACUGAUGUCUCUUCUUCAAGACGUUUUGCAGGAAUUACCUCCAGAUCGCUGGCAGCAAAACCAAGAGGAGGCUAUGGAGGAUGAGUCAGCUGCACACCCGAAACAUGUCAUGGCUGUGGUGGAUGGCGUGACGCUUGUGGCUACAGUGUCUCUAGGGGUGUUGCAAGAGGGUGAUACCUACAGUGAACUUUUGAAGAUCACCCACAGACUUCACGGUAUUCUUGUGUCUCUUCUCGCCAUUGACACGCCUUUGCUGCAACACAUCCACACUCUGUGUGAGGCCUGGUGGAAGAAGGGCCUGCAGAAGAAGGAGGAGUUUGGCCGUACUGCUUUGAUCCUGUCUUUGCAGAAGAGCUUCGCUUUAAAGAAACCAGGCACCGAGAUCCAAAGAGUGUGGAGUCUCCAUGAUGUGCUUGUGAGUGUGGACUACAAAUCUGAAGACAACAAGCAGAUAGUCGACUUGUUGAUUCGGUGCUUUCAGUGUCCUAACUAUAUCAAAAAUGAUGACGGAAAGAGAUUCCUGGUGUUUCUUUUCAGCUGGCACAUCGACUUCAUCUGGGUUAUUCAUGGCACCAUCAAAAACCAGCUGCGCUUUUACAACAAGACCAUGAAUGCUCACAUAACAGAGAUCUACUACAGAGCAUGGAAAAAGGCCUGUGGAGAGUUCCUGGACAAGAUUGAGAGCUCAUGCAUUCAGGACUUCAUGCAGUGUGCCAUCUUCCUUCACAGAUCGUCUCCUGUCCACAGCAAAGUUCGACAGAUUGUGAGUUAUUACCAUGCAAGGAAAGGCUGUCACAGUGUGGACAAGAUGCUCUUCACUCUGUACAGGCCCAUUCUCUGGAAAGCUCUCAGUGCUCCUAACUUUGAGGUGCGUGCAAAUGCCACUUUGCUUUUCACGGACGCCUUUCCGAUUCACAACCCGGAGCAAAGCAACGAGGAAAUGGAAGCAAACAUUCAGAUCCAGCUGGACACGGCAAUGGGGCUCCUGGAUGACCCCCACCCCGCCGUGCGCUCCAACGCCUCGCUGGGAGUCUGUAAGAUCCUCUGUAAGUGCUGGGAGCUCCUUCCUCCUGCGAUCGUCACAGACUUCCUGAAGAAGCUGCUGGAGCUGGCGGCAGACUCCAGCUCUCCCGACGUCCGCUGCUCAGUGUUCAAGUGUCUGCCUAUGGUCCUGGAUAAUUCGCUCAGCCAUCCGCUGCUGGAGAAGCUCCUGCCCACUCUCAAAUACAGCCUCCAUGACAACUCGGAGAAAGUCCGCACCGCUUUCCUUGACAUGCUCCUCAAGGUGAAAGCGGUUCGUGCUGCCAAGUUUUGGGACGUGUGCAGCAUGGAGCAUCUGCUGGCCCGCCUGGCCAGCGACUCGCCCUCCGUCUCCAAGCGCGUCGUCAACCUCCUCUUCAAGUCCUUCUUCCCCGUCAACGAGUCGGAGAAGGAGUGGUGCAGCCGGUGCAUCACCCUCAUCCAGAUGAACCCCAUGGCUGCCAGGAAGUUCUACCAGUACGCCCACCAGCACACGGCGCCCACCAACAUCAUAAAGCUGAUGUUGGCGAUUCGCCGCAUUCUGAACAGCUUCAUCCAGAUGGACUGCGACGUGACAGCGCUGCAUGACAGCAACAAGGAGAACAGCCUGACUGAGCCCGCCAAGCUGGUGAAAGAUAAGUCCGUGGUCGCCAGUUUGCUGGAGAUCUUGGUCAUCCUGUGGAAGAGUGUCCAGAAGGCCGUUCAACAGAACGAAGAGGCCCAGAAAUACAUGUUCGCAAAGUUUGGAAAUGUCAUGGCUCGAUAUUUUCAGAGCUUUGAGGAUGAGCGAGCCACUGUGCCCCUCGUACAUCUGGCCUCAUUCAUGCCUCCUGCUGCCAUUCCAACCUUCAGCUGUGGAGUCCUGUCCAGACUGCGGAGGAUGGACUCCGGGGCCGUCCCCACCCAGUACGGCCAGCUGCUGGACUGCCUCUGCAGCUGGGGCCAGGUGGCAGACGUCCUUGAACUCAUCACGGACUGGCUCAGCCAGCCCCUGAACAGUCAAGGGGAGAAGGCGGCUGGUCGAAAGGUGCGCAUCCAGGAGACGGUGGAGGCCAAACCGGACCUGGCUCUCGUGUAUCUGGAGUACCUGUUCAGCCACACUGUGACUCGGGAGAAGCUCCUGGCUCUCAGCAGGACUCCGCUCAAGCAGCUGCAUACGGUUCUGGGAAACUGGAAGUCGGUGCUGCACGCUCACCUCAGCUCCACUGCAGGUCCUAAAACUCCUGGCGUGCGAACGGCUCUGAGGGCCUUUGAGUUCUUUGGCCGACUCGGUGCACAUCUGCAAUUUAGUUCGUCGGAGGGCCGAGACUACCUGCUCUCCCUGGAGCACGCGGCGGCCUGGGUGUCUGACAGGGUGCUGCCCUUUCUGGUUAAACGCAGCGGCGAUGACAGCCAGAGCCCGGAGACGCCGCCGCCGCCGCCGCUGGCCGCACAGAUAACCGAGAGCUUUCUGACGGUGUGCCGAGACAUCGUGCUCGUGGGUCUGGGCGACGACUCGUUCAAGGGUCACAUCCUCCACCUGUGCUCGCUCGCCCUCCUCUCAGAGGCAGGUUACCUGUGUGUCCCCGCUGUGCUGCAAAUCCUGAAGGCGGUGGCGAACAGCUGCGUGCCGGAGGAGAGCAGCCAGGAUCAGGAGGAUCCAGCCAUGGCUAUUCUGGCCGUGGUGGCGAACGUCUUCCAGAAGAUCAUUGAGCUGUUGGCUCGCCGCCUCAAGAAGGAACCAGAGGAAGGAAAACAGCUGUGUCUGUCGGCCGUUUCCGGUCUGACAGACUUCCUCCAGGUGGCUCAGACGUGGGACCGGGCGCCGCUCACCGGGGUCUUCUCCACCGUCUUCGCCGUCAUCAUCGUGGAAAACAAGAAUCUGCUGCAGAAAGCGACCCACCGCGAGGAGGUGAGCGCUCCGGAGUCGGCGGAGGACAUGCCGCCGCUGUCCAGCAUCCUGCUGUCUGUCAUCCUGAAAUCAGCCUCCAUCACCAGGUCGUUUCUGGCCGAAGUCUGCUCGUCUUUGGAGUCUGAAGCCAUCAGCGGUCUGACCGAGCUGGCCGCCGUCCUCAACGUUUUAGCGGUGGUCGAACGCUCGGUUCAGUCGAAGUCUGGCCUGAAGAGCGCGGCCGUGCUGAUCCAGCAGCAGAUUCACAGACACGCCGUCACGUCGGCGGACGGCUCAGAGAUCCAGAGGGUCAUUUAUGAAUCUUCGGUGACGACUCUGAACCAGAUUCUUCAUUUGUAAUAUUCACUUUUUAAAGAAAACGUGUCCACUGAUGUAUUUACUGAUACGGUGUUGUCUCUGAUUUGUAUUUCAUUUAGCUGCGGAGAAUAUUUGGUUUACUCUCAGCACUCAGCAUGAGAGUAACGAUUUCAGCUCUCGUAUGUCGGGUUGGAUUCAAACCUAAAGCAGAGAGUGGAUCAUUUAUUCUCCAGAUUGAGUCCACUUCUGUUUAUUUAUUCCUAAUGGCUCACAUUAUUCAAGUCGCGUCUCUCAGGCUUUUUACACUGAUAUUGUUAACAAAUAUUGAUCGAUUCUCCCAGACGGCAGAAAUGUUUUCUUGGAUG